AUGGUGCGAUAUUUUGUAAAUCCGUACGAGAAAGGUGGGUCUAAUCUCGUUCUUAACAAUGAAGUAAUUAUUCAACAAAUUAAUGAAUAUGUUAAAAAUAUUAUUAAACAUCUGCAACCAACUCAUAAAAAUGUGGAAGGUGGUCUGUAUGUCGGUGUAACAGGGGUUUCUUUUAUGUUUUAUUACUUGUCAAAAAAUUCUCUUUUAUCAGAAUAUAAAAAUGGAUACAUUGAAAAGGCUCAGGAAUAUUUAAAACCUGCAUUAGAAUGCUCUGCUGGUGAAAGUACUUCAUUUUUGCUAGGGGAUGCCGGGACCUAUGCUUUAGCAGCAGUUCUUUUGAAAGAAAAGGGUGAUGAUCGGUUUUCUGAAUUUUUAAAAAUGUACAAGGCUCUUUAUAGUCAGUACCUUAAUCCAAAGUUUCUAAAAUGUGGUGGAGAUGAAUUUUUUGUGGGACGGGCUGGCUAUCUUGCAGGGACCCUUUGGAUGAGCAGAGAAUUACAAAUGAAAAUUUUUAGUGCAGAGGAAAUGUAUAAAAUUUGUGAUAUGAUGAUUACAUCUGGUCGAGAAUAUUCAAAGCGAUGUAGGAGCCCAUGCCCACUAAUGUAUCAUUAUUAUAAUACUCAAUAUUUGGGUGCUGCACACGGAUUGAGCUUUAUAUUACAAAUCCUUUUAACUGUACCAGGCUAUAUAAAUUAUAAUAAAUCUGCUGCUCAAGAUAUAAAAGCUACUGUAGAGUUUAUGGCAUCUUUGCAAACAGAAGAUGGUAAUUGGCCAUGUUGUAUGGAGGAAGUUGGAUUAAGUGACCACAAACUAAUACAUUGGUGUCAUGGAGCACCUGGCACCAUAUACUUAAUGGCCAAAGCUUAUCUUAUAUUUAACGAUCCAAGAUUUCUUGAGUCUUGCAUCAGAGUAGGUGAUUUAGUCUGGCAGAAAGGUUUGCUACGUAAGGGCCCUGGAAUUUGUCAUGGAGUAGCAGGCAAUGGUUAUGUAUUUCUGCUGCUAUAUAGGUUGACUGGAGAUGAGAAAUACCUGCAAAGAGCAAAACUAUUUGCAAGUUUCAUGAAUACAGAGGAAUUUAUUCAUGAUGCAAGAUUACCAGACAAUCCUGAAAGCUUAUAUGAGGGUACAGCAGGAACCGUGUGUUUUUUAGCAGAUCUUUUAGUGCAAGAUAAAGCUGAAUUUCCUUUUCAAGAUGUUUUUUCCAAUUACCCUGUAUAA
This is a messenger RNA of Parnassius apollo (apollo), 1218 nucleotides long. NCBI's taxonomy places the organism in Eukaryota, Metazoa, Arthropoda, Insecta, Lepidoptera, Papilionidae. The record is from the annotation of a GenBank genome assembly.